AAUCAUGUCUGCAUCGAUUGCAUCCUUGAGGGUCGCGACACGCGCACCACCGUCAUGCUUCGCAACAUCCCCAACCGUGUAGAUGUGGAGCAGUUCAUUGAUAUGCUCAAUGAGUAUGCCGCGGGUGAAUAUGACUUCACCUAUCUACGCAUUGACUUCCACACCAACAACAAUGUUGGAUAUGCGUUCAUCAACUUCAUCUCUGAUGCGGGGUUGUUGAGCUUCCUGUAUGGUGUCGAUGGCAGGCAGUGGGCUCGCUGGAACAGCAACAAGGUUGCUCGCGUCUCCUACGCAACUAUCCAAGGCCGAGACAGCCUGAUCCAGAAGUUCCGCAAUUCAUCGGUGAUGUUUGAGAAGGAGGAGUUCCGUCCUCAGCUUUGGUAUUCUCGUGAGAAUUGUGAUGUGUCUCACCCGUUGGGCACCAAGGAGGCCUUCCCUCGAUGCAACAAUCAGGGUCAACUCAAUCGUUCCAUUGCGAACGCUGCUCAUCAGGGUAAAUUC
This is a messenger RNA of Eremomyces bilateralis CBS 781.70, 501 nucleotides long. RefSeq lists its product as uncharacterized. The transcript has 3 exons. Lineage: Eukaryota; Fungi; Ascomycota; Dothideomycetes; Eremomycetales; Eremomycetaceae. Gene Ontology annotation, molecular function: RNA binding. The record is from RefSeq and is a predicted model, not a curated record. The annotation marks the transcript as partial.